Molecule: messenger RNA, 9693 nt
Organism: Aquila chrysaetos chrysaetos
Lineage: Eukaryota; Metazoa; Chordata; Aves; Accipitriformes; Accipitridae
Gene: IQSEC3
Product: IQ motif and Sec7 domain ArfGEF 3
Exons: 14
Coding region: 119-3649 (1176 amino acids)
Biological process (GO): actin cytoskeleton organization; regulation of ARF protein signal transduction
Molecular function (GO): guanyl-nucleotide exchange factor activity; protein binding
Source: RefSeq, a predicted model, not a curated record
GUGCGUGCGUGCGUGCGCGCGCGCGCGCGUGGGGCGGUGAGGCGCCUCCCCGCAGCCCGCGCCGCUCUCGCCGGAGCGCCGGCGGCCGGGCAGGGGGGCCCGGGCCGGCAGCCGGGGCAUGGAGAGCCUGCUGGAGAACCCGGUGCGCGCCGUCCUCUACCUGAAGGAGCUCACCGCCAUCGUGCAGAACCAGCAGAGCCUCAUCCACACCCAGCGCCAGCGCAUCGACGAGCUGGAGCGGCGGCUGGACGAGCUGAGCACCGAGAACCGCAACCUCCGCGGGCAGCAGCCGGCCCCCGCCGAGCCGCCGGCGGCCCCCGCGCCACCCCAGGGCCCCCCGCCCGAGCAGCCCCCGCCGCCGCCGCCGCCGCCGCCGCCGGGCCAGCCCGACCCGCUCCAGCACCACCAACAGCUCCCGGCGCAGCAGCCGCCGCCGCCGCCGCCGGCGGGCAAGCAGGCGCCGGCGGGCCCCGGCGGCAGCGGCCGGGCUCCCGGCCACCAGCACCCCCCUCUCCAGCCCCACCAGCACCCCGCGGAGAAGGACGGCAGGGAGAAGGGCUGCUGCGCCGCUCUGCUCCAGCACAAGACCCCCCAGGCCAUCGGCAAAGGCGUCCUGAGCCGGAGACCGGAGAAUGAAACUGUUUUACACCAGUUCUGUUGCCCAGCAGCUGAUGCAGAGCAGAAGCCUUCAUCUCCGGACUCCUCACCAAGUGACGAUCCCAGCGGUUCCACAAGCAAGAAAGCCGGGUGUGAAACGGAGGAUCCGAAGGAGGCCGGCAGACAGAGUGGCCAGGAAGGCAGGUCCGACACCCUGACGCUAAAAGCCCAGCAUGCGGAGCUCCAAGAAGAGCAGGCAGCGGGGUGUUCCCCUCUGGUGCAGAAGGCGAGCCUCCACCACACGGGCUCCCCAGUGAGAGUGCAGCGCAGCAAAGGGACGGCCUCGUGUUCCCAUGCAGCUGCCUCCGAUUAUGAGCUCUCCCUUGACCUAAAGAAUAAACAGAUCGAAAUGUUAGAGCACAAAUAUGGCGGUCACCUGGUAUCUCGCAGGGCAGCCUGCACCAUCCAGACUGCUUUCCGGCAGUACCAACUCAGCAAGAACUUCGAGAAGAUCCGCAACUCACUGCUGGAGAGCCGCAUGCCACGCCGCAUCUCUCUGAGGAAAGUCCGUGUCCAGAACUCAGAGAGCUUCUCCGCUGAGAAAGCCCUGGUGGAGGGAUACAACUUUGUGGGCAUCCCAUUGGUGAGGUCCCCAUCUUUGCCAGCCACCAUCAGUGGGGCUCUGACUGAGCUGGAAGACUCCUUCACGGAACAAGUUCAGUCCCUGGCCAAGUCUAUUGAUGAUGCCCUGAGCACCUGGAGCCUGAAGACCAUGUGCUCACUGCAAGAUGGGGGCUCAUACCAGAUAAGGGAGACCUUCAGUGCUAGCUCAAUGCAGCCAAACCAAGACUUAGAAGCUGAGCUGCAGGACAAGGAGAAGGAGGAAGGGCUCCUGCCAGAUACCCUACCCAAGAGCAGCAGCACUCUCAUGAUGGCUUUUCGAGAUGUCACAGUCCAGAUCGACAACAAGAACAUCUCUGUUUCAUCGUCUACCUCGGUGUCCAUGGCAAACUGCCUCAGCAGCAAUGCCCAGGCUGGGCUCUCUCAAGCUACCAAGGCUGAAGAAAGCCCAGGAGAAGGGGAGGGAGAAGCCAGUGAACCACCGGCUGCCCCAGAGAGCUUACCUGAGUCCAGAGCUUUCCAGAACAGCCACACUUCCACCGAGGUGAAUGUCAGUACUAAUGGCACAGGAGACAGCGGUGCUGAGCCUGGGCAGAUGGCAGUGCAGAAGCUCCAGUUUGAUGCUAGCAAUGAGACAGGGCAAAGCAAAGGCUCUGAGUCUGAGAAUGCAGACAACUCAGAGCAGCUGAGCAGCAGCAGCACCUCCACUUCAGCCAAGUCAGCCUCUGAGGUGUCCUCGAAAGAAGCACUGCAGGCCAUGAUUCUCAGCCUCCCAAGGUACCACUGCGAGAACCCAGCUAGCUGCAAGUCCCCCACACUUUCCACAGACACCAUGAGGAAGCGCCUCUACCGCAUUGGGCUGAACCUCUUUAAUAUAAACCCAGACAAAGGGAUCCAGUUCCUGAUCUCCCGAGGCUUCAUCCCGGACACCCCCAUUGGGGUGGCACACUUCCUGCUCCAGCGGAAGGGCCUCAGCCGCCAGAUGAUUGGGGAGUUCCUGGGCAACAGCAAGAAGCAGUUCAACAGGGACGUCCUGGACUGCGUGGUGGACGAGAUGGACUUCUCAGGCAUGGAGCUGGAUGAAGCCCUGCGGAAAUUCCAGGCCCACAUCCGCGUGCAGGGGGAGGCGCAGAAGGUCGAGCGGCUAAUUGAGGCUUUCAGCCAGAGGUACUGCAUGUGUAACCCAGAUGUGGUCCAGCAGUUUCACAACCCGGACACCAUCUUCAUCCUGGCCUUUGCAAUCAUCCUCCUCAAUACGGACAUGUACAGCCCCAACAUCAAGCCUGACAGGAAGAUGAUGCUGGAGGACUUCAUUCGCAAUCUGAGAGGGGUGGAUGAUGGUGCUGACAUCCCACGGGAGCUGGUGGUGGGGAUCUACGAGAGGAUCCAGCAGAAAGAACUAAAAUCCAAUGAGGACCAUGUGACUUAUGUCACCAAAGUGGAGAAGUCCAUAGUUGGAAUGAAAACGGUUCUGUCCGUGCCCCAUCGCCGGCUGGUCUGCUGCAGCCGCUUGUACGAAGUGACUGAUGUGAACAAAGUGCAGAAACAGGCAGCUCACCAGAGGGAAGUUUUUCUCUUCAAUGACCUGCUGGUGAUCCUCAAGCUUUGCCCCAAGAAGAAAAGCUCCUCAACGUACACAUUUUGCAAGUCAGUCGGCCUGCUAGGGAUGCAGUUCCAUCUCUUUGAGAAUGAAUAUUACCCCCAUGGCAUCACCCUGGUGACUCCAGUUUCAGGCUCAGAGAAGAAACAAGUACUACACUUCUGUGCUCUGGGUGCUGAGGAAAUGCAGAAGUUUGUGGAAGAUCUGAAAGAGUCAAUAGCAGAAGUGACAGAGCUGGAACAGAUACGAAUUGAAUGGGAGCUAGAGAAACAACAAGGGGCAAAGACUCUCUCAUUAAGGACCAAUGGAGCCCAGAUGGAACUGCAGGCUAAGCAAGGCUCUCCAACAGGCAAGAAGGAUUUGGGAGAGAAGGUCUCAGACAGCACAGUGGAGGUGUCAAUUCACAACAGGCUUCAAACGUACCAGCACAACUCCGCCCUGGGGCCCGAGAGUGGAAUGCAGCCCAGCACGCGUCUUAACAUGCCACGGGAGCGGCUGGAGACAGCACUGGUGCCCUCGCACCCCGCCUCGGCGGGGACACUUGUACAGUGCCAGCAGAUUGUCAAAGUCAUUGUCUUGGACAAGCCGUGCCUCGCUCGAAUGGAGCCGGCCCUCAACCAGACUCUGACACGCUACGUCACCUCUGAUUCCUGCACCUCCACCCCCUGGCGCAGUGUGGGCAGUGGGCUCCCCGGGACCCCCAUGAAGCUGGUCCAUCAGCCUCCCCUCCCACCUCCACCACCUCCCUACAACCACCCCCACCAGUAUUGCCCCCCUAGCUCCCUGCUUCAGAGGCGCAGGUACUCCAGUGGCUCACGCAGCCUCGUGUAGCCACACCACCAGCACCAAAACAGCACAGACUUCCCCGCUUCCCUUCCCCACCGCCUCCCGGGGACCCUUUCUGCCUACAGAGAUCUAGUUUGUGAUUUAUUUUUUUGUAAAAGAAGAAGAAAAGAAAAAAAAAAAGCCGACUGACCUAACUCUUACCCUGUCUCCCUCAAGAUGAUGCUAAUUGUGAGGAGCCAUCUGUAGAAACUGCCAACCUACAUGCUCACACAUCCUCACACCCUGCCAGCCCAGCUGGCCUCCUGUGCUCGUGCCGUCCCCAUGUAGCACUUUGCUGCCCUGUUCCUGAAAGACUUGAUGACCUGCUGCUUUCUAGGCACUGUGUCUUCCGUUUGCUACUCCUCGACCUCCUCCCUGCCUUGCAUUUACCUGGCCAUAGGUUUGUACCCACCCCAAAACUUUGCCAGCCUCAGAGAGAAAUGGACUCACCCGUGCCAAGGACCAACCUUGGGGCACUCCCGGGGGUGGAGUUCCCCCUGCCACUACUGCUGCUGCCUGCUAAGCUGGAGCUGAGAACUUGUACCACUUGCCAUGCUUUCUCCUCAUCGCUUUUCAAAUAUUAUCUCCUUGCAGCAGCCGGUUCCAGGCAAAGAAGUGCACGAGUGAAAGAGAGCUCGAGAGGAGGAGAGACUGUCCUGAGCUGCAGUACGACACAAAGAUGGCCUCACUCCGAACACCAAAACUCUUUCUGUUGUUAUAUUGGAGCAUUGUACCAGAGACCUCUGCUGAGAUCUAGCAGACCUCAUCACAUGUAAAUACACCUGUAUGGUAGCAUAUGUAUGGCGCAUGCUUACUAAAGGAAACACCAAGCAGUUCUGAGGGAGCAGAAGGGAGGGAUUAAGCCCAGGGAUCUUCCUGGAAUGGAUGAGUACUCUUCCAAAGAGACGGCACCAAGAGGUGCCCUCCCACCUCAACACAGACACAGACAGAGACACACACACACGAAGAUUAUCUUCUCUAGCAUAAAACAGACCCACCUCUGCUUUCCUCCUUCUAGCUGGUUUUGUGUUUCCUGCCCACCUGCUUUUUUAUAUUCUGAAAGCAAAGCCAAGUGUUAUGUCACCUUCUGGGGUGGAUGUUCCCUUCACUUGGCUCUUCCUCCUGUGUUAGAGGGAAGGGGCUUUUUGGAGACCACCCACAUGAGCUCCCAUCUGUAUCUCUUGCCUGGCUGUACUCAUGCCUCCAUCAGCCUUUCCUAUAGGACAGCUGCCCAGAUACCAGACUCUAAGGCCUCUUCUCCUCUCUCCCUCCCUAUCCCAGCUUCAAAGUGAGGGGAGGGGAAGAUCCUGAGAGAGAGAUGACAGCUCAGCUCCUCUGCUUUAUUGGGGACACUGAUGUGAAGGAAGAUGGCAUUAAAAAUGGGCUAGGGAUGUAUUUUUAGAAAAAAAAAAUCUCUUUGAGCGGUAGGGAGGGAAGGUAUUAAUUAGCUUAAAGGCUUUGGUCUUGCUCACUCACUCUCUCUCCCUUCGAGGCUUAAGAAGAUCAACUUUAGGAUUUUAAAAUAGCACAGAAUGCCUUUUAGGGCCUUCAUUUUAUUUUAAGAGGGAAAGAAAGAAAUGCUGUUCCUUCCUGUGCGAGGCUGAGAUGUGAGCACUGGGUGCUGAUGACACAGCCAUUGGGUGAGGAGUGGCAGGAGUUGUUGGCAGUGGUGGGGAUGUGUAAAAUGUCAGGGAAAGGGAGACAGUGAAGACAGAUGCAGGAAACACCUUUUUACCUUGUGGGGUAAAAGCCACGCAGCAAUUUCCUUAGGGAUUGUGCCAGUAUGCUCAUCUCUGGGGCUAUUGCCAGUGACAAAAACCAUUGUGCAUCAGGGACUGGCUCCCCUCAGUGCUCUUUGCAUGUCUUCUGGCUCUGCUGAAAUGUUCAGAUGAAAGAGUUCACGUAUUUGACCUGGGCAUAAGCCCAGCUGGGGUUAGGGGAGCGGACAGGGGCUGACGUGAAGGGUCUCCUGUGCUUGGCCAGCCCUCCAGGGCAGGAGACUGCUCGCUUCCAGAUCCCCUUAUUUCUGAGCCUGACCCAUGUACACAGGUCUGUCUAAGUUGUUUGCUUCGCUGUCUGGAGCAGGGCACUAGGCUGCCACUUUUAUACGCAAUAGCAAAUGUACUGACCAGGAACCAACAGCCACAGUCUCAGGGAGGACCACAGAAGCAGAAGACAGAAAAGAUUGUAAGAAAAUCCUGAAUAGAAGCCCAGUCUCCCUCUGGACCAGAGAAGCUUUCUUCUAGCCAGCCCCUCAGGGCAGUGAGGAUGCUCCACAUCUCAAAGCCGGGCCCAGGGAGAGGUCCUCACCCCCAGCCAGGGCUCAGCUCCUCACCCUCCAGCCAGCUGUGAGGCACAGCUGGCCUGAUCUGCCGCUGCCCCCUUCCAGGGUGACACGCUGCAGCCUCACAGCCGCUGGGAUCUCAACCGACCUGCCUGUAGCUUCCUGGGAAAGCACACAUGUGGCAUCUGCCAUUGUCCGGUCAACAUAGUGUGUGGCUGCCAUUUUCUUUUUACUCACUGCUGCAGUGAAAGGAGUGGUAUCCAGGAGGCACUGGCACUGCCCUCCCUUCUCAGUGGUUACUUGCUGUCUGAGAGGAAUGGCAGUCCUUGUUUGUUUGUUUGUUUUUUUCCCAGAGUGCAGUGAGCCACUGAAGGCCUGUGUGUGUGUUAAAAUAAAUAAAUUAGAUUUUACUUGACAUUUAACACGAAGUGACAACAACAAAAACCUUAAAGUACUUGAUAAAAUGAUUUUUUUUAGCUAAAAUAUUUAUAACAAUGUCUGUGAAGUUCCUACAAGAGAGGUUUGCUGCUUUAAUAAUUGAUUGGGAGAGCUACAUGAAUUUAAAGAAGAAAUAAGGAAGCUUCCGUGAGACUUCCUUCUUUGUGCUGGAUGAAGGGCAGAAGCGAGUUAACUGAAGUGCUGAGGCACCUGAGGCACAGCAGUCUCUCAGGGCAAGUUGGCUCCAAUUCCAUGACCUUGCAAAGGCUAAUGCCUUGAGCUUUGGACCGAGAAGCAAACGUAGAUAACCCUUGCUGUCUUCUAGCCUGGUGGCAACAGCAUCUUCUGUCGGGUUUAGCUGGAGAGACACCAAACUACUCUAUUCCAGGUUGUUGUGGAACAGGUUGCUCUAAAUUCUACUGUGUAGCUGAGCCCUUCGGAAUUCACUUCAAAUUAUGGAUUUUUUUGCCUUUGAAGGUCGGUCUCAAAGGAUGACAAGCACUUUAAAGCAUGUCUACACCUCAUCUGAUCUAUUAUAUUGUCUGCUCCCACAGCCCUCCCACAUGCAAGCAAGACGCACAGACUCAGUGUAGCUGUAGUACUGUGAAUAGACACCCUUGCACACAGACUGAUCGUUGGCAGGGUGCAGGCUAGAGAGAGCGUGUCAGUGACAGCCUAAUGAAGGACAAAAAUGUAUACCACAGCUUGCCCACAGGGACCAACCCAAAGAAAAUUCACUAGCUCUUGACAGCAGUGAUUCUGAUCAUGAACCUAGCACAAUCUUUCAGGUGGAGGAAUCAGGCAGGAAGCUGCUGCAGAGAUUAGAUCGACCCAAAUGAACCAGUGGCUUUUUGCUGCUGAAUUCAUAUCCUUCUGUAUUAAAAAAGGAAGGGAGGAAAGAGAAAAGAGAAACCAAGUAAAAAGUAUUCUGCAGUGAGUGUCGGUUAGUCAGUGGCCAAACAAGAAGGUGGCUCUGCUGGACGGUGGAAGAGAACAAGGUGUUACAGAGAUCUACAGAGAUGCAUUACACAAACCAUCAGGUUCUGUCCUGAUUCUCUUGGCUUAUGCUAGUGCAGGUCCAGUGAAAUUAAUCUGUUUACACCGGUAGCAAAGGGAUGGAAAAAUGCAACAGGAGAAUCAAGCUUAGUGCAAACAAUUUGGGUUUAAUGCACUGUUUGUCUGCUGUUGUAAUACUUCUAAUGCCAUAGUCUGGGCCACUGUGGUAGCAACACUUAGUGCUUUCUGCAAGACCUUCAAAGUAUCCCACUGUUCACGCUUUCUCUCCUCCCUGUAGAUGAAAGGUGUGGGAAUGGUCCACAACCAGAAUUUCAUCAAUACUAAGACUUCUUCACGAAAAGGUACCACCAGAUUUGGAAGUAUUUGAGGGCCUCUGAGCUGUAAGAGUUUGAGUUUAGUUAUAUGUUUUUCAGAAGGCUCAACCUGCAACUAUCUGCACGUUUGUGAGGUUUCCAAAACAAAUCUGAGCCCUAAAUCAAGGAAGCUGCUGCCUGGCAGAGUCUCUGCUUUGAAAUGCAAGUUGCUGAGCAAGCUCCCCCAUCUCCCACUCCACCAGCUGCCUCACUGUGCUAGUGUAGGCUCCAGGGACUGCCAGCAGUGUUUUGUGAGCUAGAGCUGUCCUUGUCCUGCCCGCUCUUUCACAGCCAUGCCUGGGACAGCAGCUUUGAAGUCACCCAGCUCUUCAACACUAGUCACAACCCCAUCUGAAUGUGUCUUUUUAAAAAAUUCACAACAGAAGUGUUAACUGUGUGUAGGCUUUUGAAAGCACCUGUCUGUCUGUACCUGUUUCCUGCUGUAAAUAUCACCAAGAAAAGCUUCCUUUGGGAAAAGUGGUGUGGUCACACCUAGCAAAGAGUCCAAAUGGCUAAUAUUUUGUAACAAAAUAACAAAAAUAGAUCAGAGGUAUUUUAUCUGUUCAAUUAAUAGAGUUUUAGAAAUUAUAUUGAGAUAUGUCACUUGUGCGCUAAUGUCUUCUUUGCCCCAGCCCCCCCCCCCCCCCCCCCGUGUCCCUGGGCUCCAGCGGCGCGCGCAGGCGCACGGGUGACACACCACGGGUGUGCUACCGAGGAGUGCUGAGCAUCGUGGCUUCCUGCUGGCCUCAGGGGCAGCCCACUGCGGCUACUGCUGAUUUUUCAUCGAAUGCAGCAGGAGCUAGCUCAAUGCUCAGGCUCUCUGAGGAUCAGAUCCAGAGGAAACCAGGAAAAAAUAAUCUUGUCCAAGAGACAGCAACUCAAUGUGAAAUUCACCCCUGCAGUGAGGCAGAGGAAAAUGGUGAGGGGGAAAGGCAAAGCCCUUCUGUGCUGCAGCUCCUUCCUUUCCAUCUUGCUGGCACGCAGCAGAGCCAGCCCCAAACCCUCUGCUCACGUAUGUGUAGCUCUGCACCUCUGGAGAAGGAGGUCCGCACACCCAUGCAAAGUGCAUGCUGCUGUGUGUGCAUGCUGUGGCAAGGAGAGCAACUUUGCAAGCCGCAUGUGCCAAUGCAUGUGUUGGACACCAGCUGGCCACAGAGAAACUCAUGCACCCAGAGACAUCAGCACAUACUGUGUGUUAAUGCACACACCAUCUGCCAACAUGUAGGACUAUAUGGCAGAUAACAUGUAGGCACCUCUACUAUCCACACAGCUGAACAUGCUGUACAAAAAUAUCAGGCAUAUGCAGCCAUGUGCUGCUGCCUGAGCGGGACAGCUGUGCUGGCUGCAGUUACCAUCGCAGCACAUCUCACAAGCUACGUAGGCUCAGGCUUGGUUAACAUUUGGAUGGGAGACACGUAAGGAAAAUGACAUUUCCCAUGCAAAUCAGAUAUAUAUGCAUAUUUACACAAAGCAUAACCCCAAGGUUAAUGAAACUGACCUUUGUGAAGUUCUGCACAGGGAUGAGAGAGAUGAUCAGAGACAAACACAUGCACACAAAGCAAGUUCUCCUCUGCAAUGGAUGGGGAAAGGCAACCUACAUCUUUGCAACUGAGUUGAAUGGAAGCUGGGUUCAGAUUGCACCUGCUAAAAAAACCUGUCUAUAGGUUGCAAAUUCUUUGCUGGCUUCAAAGAAUCCCUUAGAUCCCCAGGCCCAUGGUGAAACACUUGGGAGGACAGAAAUUCCUCUGAGACAUAGACAGGAAAUUUCCUAGGUAUUCAGAGGCUUCCAUUUAUGUUUUUGUGUGCCACGGAUAUAUUAUAAAUCAGCUCAUCCCAAACAGUCAUUUUCUAAGAUGCUUUGAAACAGCAGAUUAUUGGAGAAGUUUCUGCCUGAUGUUUAGAUCACACACCUGGCUGUAAAGAUGAAAGCAAUAAAAACAGAUUGUCUAUAUGUGAAA